AUGACUACCGCCAUCCUCCAGUACAACACAAAGACCGAAAUUGAACAGACGGCGCUGACGGUGCAACAAACUUUCAAAAGUGGGUACACGCGACCACUCAAGUUCCGUCGGCACCAGUUGGAACAGCUCUGGCGCCUGAUUGACGACAACACGGACGCCCUUUGCGAUGCAUUGUACAUGGACCUGCGCAAGCACAAAAACGAGGCCACCCUUGGCGAAUUGAUCACGACCAAGGAGGAGAUCAACGAUGCUUUGGUUCAUCUGGAGGAGUGGGCCAGGGACGAACGGACGACGCCUUCAUUUAUCAAUCGUGUGGGAACCACCUGUAUCAAGCGCAAAGAGCCCAAGGGCGUGGUGCUGGUGAUUGCACCUUGGAACUACCCCGUCUACCUGGCACUGACACCCCUGGUCGGAGCUAUCGCCGCCGGAUGCACAGCAGUCCUGAAACCUUCCGAGGUCACUCCACACUCUGCUAGGCUGAUCGCAGAACUGAUACCCCGUUACCUCGACAAUAAAGCCUUCAUGGUCGUCAACGGCGGCGCACCCGAAACGACCCAGUUGUUGGAUCACAAGUGGGACCAUAUCUUUUACACAGGCAAUGGAACUGUCGCCAAGAUCAUCAUGAAGGCUGCGGCAAAGCAUUUGACGAGUCUGACGCUUGAGCUUGGAGGCAAGAGUCCUGUUAUUAUUGACGAGAACGCCAACAUGACUGUUGCUGCCAAGCGGAUCGCCUUUGGCAAGACCUUCAAUGCCGGACAGACGUGUAUAGCUCCGGACUAUAUCUUAAUCACAGCCAAGGCCGAAGAAAAGUUUGUCCCGGCAUUGAAGCAGGCCUUCCUGGAGAUGUACGGUCCGGACCCUCAAGCAUCCAAGGACUAUGGACGGAUCGUCAACACGCGCCAUUUCAAACGCCUGUGCGACGUCCUCAUGGAGAACAAGUCUGGAGACGUUGUCAUUGGAGGCCAAGCGGACGAGAACGACCUCUUCAUUGCCCCGACCGUGAUUGCCAACGUUGAGCGAGACGACAAGCUGAUGGAGGAAGAGAUCUUUGGUCCAUUGUUGCCUUUGAUCCGAGUGACGGAUAUCGACGACGCGAUCGAGUACAUCAACUCGAAGGAUGAACCCCUGGCGUUGUAUAUAUUUUCGACCAACAGGAAGCUGGUCAACAAGGUGCUGGAUUCGACUCGGUCUGGAGGCGUGCUAGUGAACGAUACGUUGAUGCAUGUCUCGGAGGGUACUUUACCCUUUGGAGGAACUGGACCUUCGGGGAUGGGAUCUUAUCAUGGCAAGAGUUCGUUUGAUGCGUUCACACAUGUCCGGUCGACCAUGAUCAAGGGACUGAGUCCGGUGAUUGAGUCGGCGAUGGGGUUGAGGUAUGCGCCUUACACUUCCUGGAGCAUGACGUUUGCCAAGAUGUUGAUGGAGACGACCCCGCAGUUCAAGCGUGGGUUCUUGCAGAAGUACAUCAAGUGGAUUGUUGUUGUCCUUCUCUUUGGCGUCCACUAUGCUCGCAACAUUCGUCAUUGA
Messenger RNA from Linnemannia hyalina, 1527 nucleotides. Lineage: Eukaryota; Fungi; Mortierellomycota; Mortierellomycetes; Mortierellales; Mortierellaceae. The record is from the annotation of a GenBank genome assembly.